Messenger RNA from Cavia porcellus (domestic guinea pig), 1487 nucleotides. RefSeq names its product zinc finger and SCAN domain containing 4 (gene Zscan4). Lineage: Eukaryota; Metazoa; Chordata; Mammalia; Rodentia; Caviidae. The transcript is spliced from 3 exons. Gene Ontology annotation, biological process: regulation of transcription by RNA polymerase II. Gene Ontology annotation, molecular function: DNA-binding transcription factor activity, RNA polymerase II-specific; RNA polymerase II cis-regulatory region sequence-specific DNA binding. Bases 43 to 1359 code for a protein of 438 amino acids. The record is from RefSeq and is a predicted model, not a curated record.
UACGAGAUAACGGCGACUGAACCAUUGAAGUUGAGUCUGAGAAUGGCUUUAGAUCUCAGAAAAUCAUUUUGCCAAGAACUCUCCUCAAAUAACCUUGAAUCAGAAGAUCUAGAAUUUUCAUCAACCCAAGGUUUUGCUGUCCCAAAGAGAGAGAUCUCUGCAUUCUCAAGCAUUCAACUCAACUCAUUGCAAUACAGUGAUAACUCAGAAGCAAGGAAGGAACUACAAAGACUGUAUGAGUUUUUUCACUCAUGGUUGCAGCCAGAAAAUCAUAGCAAGGAUCAGAUUAUUGCUCAGUUAGCCAUGGAGCAGUUUAUGCUUAGUGGCCGCUGCAGGGACAAGUCUAUAUUGAAAAAGAAAUGGGAAUCAAGUGGUAAAAACCUGGAGAAAUUACUGGAAGACUUGACAGAUGAUUGUAUGAAGCCACCUGUGUUAGUCCAUGUCUGCAUGCAGGGACAGGAAGCACUGUUCUCUGAGGAUAUGCCCUUGAAAGAAGUCAUUGCUCAUCUCACGAAACAGUCAUCAGCAAAAACCUUUACAGCAGGUAUGGGCACAGCCCACCAGGUUUCCCAAAAUGCUCCUUUGGGAACAAGACAAGGAAAUGAACAUGAAGAAGAUGGCUGCACUAGUUCCUGGGAAGUAACUCAAGUAAAUGACUAUAUUACCAAUCCAGGAAAAGAAAUAGUUUCCCUGCUCAUUAUUCCAGAAGCAAAUGAUCCUACACCUGUAGAGGAAAGUGCUUCUUGGGAGAAUACACACAGCUCCAGAAAAGCAAGGCCAGUCAUAUGUGGAUUGCAAGAAGAGUCCCAGAAAGGACCUUCUUACCAAGAUGUCCCUAUGGAUGUGGGACCAGGAUCUUCCUCUCUGCCACAUCAAUCCUCCUCUGAGCCAGUCUCUAAUCACCACUGCAGUGAAGGAAACUCUGCCUGUGAGGAAUCCCAAGAAAGAUUCCAUGAAUCGCCCAAAUCAUACAAAUGUGAGGAAUGUCCCAAGACCUUUAAGUAUCUCUCUCAUUUCCUAGCCCACCAAAGAAGACACAGGAAUGAGAGACCAUUUGUUUGUGCUGAGUGUAACAAAAGGUUCUUCCAGACAUCAGAUCUACGUGUGCAUCAGAUGACUCACAAGAAAGAGAAGCCUUUUAAAUGCAGCAGAUGUGGAAAGUCCUUUACACACAAGACAAACCUGCGGGCUCAUGAAAGAAUUCAUACAGGAGAGAAGCCCUAUAAAUGUACCCAUUGCCACAGAAGCUUCCGCCAGUCAUCUACAUACAAUCGUCACCAGAGGAUUCAUGAGAAACUUGGAUCCAGAAAUGUUCCCCUUACAUCAGACACUUCCUCUUUGGCCCCUGGGACUACAUAAAGGGUGUGAAUACAUAUUCAUAUCACUGUUUGUAUGUGCUUUUCCAUUGACAGUAUAUCAUGUAAUUUCCUGGUUAUACUUUCUAUUUACAUUCUCACUCUAUUAAAAUAUGUAGAGGUCAAGAGAAA